This is a messenger RNA of Planococcus citri (citrus mealybug), 2258 nucleotides long. RefSeq lists its product as uncharacterized. The transcript is spliced from 7 exons. Bases 109 to 2142 code for a protein of 677 amino acids. Lineage: Eukaryota; Metazoa; Arthropoda; Insecta; Hemiptera; Pseudococcidae. The record is from RefSeq and is a predicted model, not a curated record.
AAUACUAUCUUCGUAGGUAUUUCAAAACAGUUUAUAGCGAUUUAUCGCUAAAGUAGGUAUGUGAUUAUCUGAGUAAGCUUCCGUUUCUGAAGCACGUUUCCAGACGUCAUGAAAUUCAUAGCAAAGGUUCUAUUUCUGAUUUUAUUCAUUCUAAAAGUUUCAGAACAAUUAUUGACAUCCUCAGAAACAGAUUCCAGCUCAGCGGAAAAUUAUGACAUAACACACCCUUUGAAUGAAACCAUCGUCGAAAUAUUCCAAAGCGUCGAAUCGGAAAAUGUGCAACGAUUAAUUAAAACCAUAGAGAAUAAAGAAGUGCUCUCUGAAGGACCCUUUACUUGUGAAAAUAUCACUGCCACAUUUGAUAGUAUUCAACUGACCUACGUUCAUGCAGAAGCAACUCGCAUCAGUUACGAAUUUCAGGAAAAGAAAAUACAUAUGCACAAUCCUCAGUUCAGAGUGCAGCUUAGAGGACGAGUUCUAGCAGGAUCUUGUGCUCACAAAAUUUGGCUUUUCCGCGCCGAGAUGAAUUUUACAGACUAUUUGAUAACCGCAGUCAAAGGGUCAGAUCAAUUGAUUGACAUAUACCAUCAUUAUGGUGAUUUGCGAAUCGACAUCAAAGAAACCACUGAACAUUAUGGGAUGCAGCUCACCACAAGUCUAGAACCAAUGUUCAAACAAUUUCUACCCUUGGUAUUACACGAAAACAUGAACCGUAACGAAAAAUUCGUCCAAUCAUUAAAUAAAAUCUACGAUAACCUGCUGAAAACACGAAUCACAUCGAAACACAGAGAUUUUCACACUCACGAAUACCAGUAUCACUAUCUAAUACCGAUCGGGAAUUUCGCCGGGUUCACUUUGAAGGAUUACACCAUCGCAGGAUUAUCGAAUUUCCAAUCGUUCAAUUUCACCGAGAAUCCUCUCACUUACAUUCUGCAAAUUGGCAAUAUUCGAGGUAGUAUUUCUCUGUUUAACGAAAUUCAAGCUGAAGGCUCGAUUUCGCAGUUGGAGUUUCGUUUCGAUUCGUUGAGUAUAUCAGUGAGCUGGGAAACCAAUCGUGUAAGUGUGGCGGCUCGAAAUUAUACGGUUAUUAGUACGAAAUUCCAACAAGAGUUGGAUGAGCGGCAUGCGGGGGUAAUUGUGGAUCUUUUGGAGUUAUGUAUUGCGUCUUCGAUUCUGCCUUCGAUGGAUUUCCAGAGAACAAUGAGACUGAGACCAAGUCCGACCAUAGCCGAGAUGGAAACCACAACCCAAAAAAUUAUCAUCGAAACACUAUCACCGCAAUUAACAGAGACAACUACGAUCAAACAAAUCAUCACUGAAACGUCACCACAUCAGUCAGAAGAGACAACAACGAUCAAACAAAUCAUCACUGAAACGUCACCACAACAGUCAGAAGAGACAACUACGAUCAAACAAAUUAUCACUGAGACGACAUCACCACAGCAGUCUGAAGAGAAGACUACAAUAACCAUCACGACCACAGAGUCACCAACACCCUCUGAACAACUGCCUCAGAACGAGAGUCUGCCACAAGAUGAUCAAACCACCACCGAGGAACCUUCUACUCCGCUCCAGCCCACGAAAGAACAGCUCGAUUAUUUCAUUUCAUUCAACGAUGUCAAAAUUAAACUCAUGACGAGUGAUCAGUCUUACCCUGAGCAAGUUCAAUGCGAAUUACUCAACAAUUUGAAGUUCGCUCAGAGUAUUAACGUUCUGCUGGAUGGAAAAAAUAACUCGUCUGAUCCGACUGGUAUUAAAUUUCACGCCAAUGUCAGUUCUGUUAAUAUUUCCAUAAUCAAAUCGAAUACUUCCCAAGAGAACGAUUCGUGCCAUUUUCAAAUACAAGUCAAUCAGAUUAUCGAUGUCACGUCGUCGCCAUCGAUACCCAAAAUAAACAUUAUAAAGAGAUCGUUGCAACAGUUGAAAAUGAACGAAAAAAUCGAAGCAGUAUUGACGGAGAUCGUUAAAAAAAGAGACCAUCUCGUGCAGAUCGUAAGACCAAUCGUGAAACCGGCGAUUUGUUCAUCGUUGGAUGUUUGCUCGCAAUCUGCGAAAAUGGUCAAAGAAUAUUUCACGGGUUUCGUCGACAAAGUAUUGAAAAAGUGUUCCCUUCAAAGAAAAACUAACACCACCGUGAUAUGAUGAACAUGAUACAUAGAAGACCACCUAUUCAAUUAAUUUAUUUUCUGGUCAAUUGCUGUUACAUUUUUUAUAACUUAAUUUAUUCUGCAUUUUUGUAUAAAAAAAUUUAAAAUGAA